UGACUUUUACGCGCUAUUUUCUUGCUGAGAGACGCAUUUGCAUUUGUUGGUCGUUUAAUUUGUAUAAAAACUUAUAUUGUGAUUGCAAACAUGAAUGUUCCCUUUGAGCCCCGUACUCUUGUUAAUGGCGGCAUGCUGAAACAGUUUGCCGGCCAAACCGUCAGCAUCAUGGUGCGCGUGGAGAGCGUUGCCGGGACGACGCUAAUGGGCCUCAGCACGGAUAACCAGAAGCUGCGCAUUAGCCUACCCAGCGAGCUAGGCGCUGCCCAGGGCGCCUGGGUGGAGGUUAUAGGCAUUCCAAAUGCUGGCGACGCCAUACGCGCCAAAGAGGUUAUUGAAUUUGGCGGCGACAACAUUGACUUUGACACGGAUAGCUACAACGCGAUGACCCAGUUGCUGAACAAUGUGAAGCAGUUCUAUCGCCAUGGCUAAGUAAAGGUUCCGUCAUGCUGUAGGCCCUA
Messenger RNA from Drosophila novamexicana, 461 nucleotides. It is a transcript of the gene RPA3, whose product is annotated as replication protein A 14 kDa subunit A. The transcript is spliced from 2 exons. Gene Ontology annotation, molecular function: damaged DNA binding; single-stranded DNA binding. Gene Ontology annotation, cellular component: DNA replication factor A complex; site of double-strand break; nucleus. Bases 91 to 432 code for a protein of 113 amino acids. NCBI's taxonomy places the organism in Eukaryota, Metazoa, Arthropoda, Insecta, Diptera, Drosophilidae. The record is from RefSeq and is a predicted model, not a curated record. Gene Ontology annotation, biological process: double-strand break repair via homologous recombination; nucleotide-excision repair; mismatch repair.